AUGGACACAUCAUUCAACACGAAUUUCAUCUUCUACCUUCUUGUACUUAUCGCCUGUGCUGCAAACUUUGGCUUCUGCCAGAACAUCCAGGGUGCGGCCUCUAAUAUUAUUGGACACGCAGCAGGAGCUCAUGGAGGCGCCACUGGAGCUGCUCGAGGUGCUGUGAAAAGUGUUGGAAAUCGUUGGGAUCCAGAUGAUUAG
Molecule: messenger RNA, 201 nt
Organism: Caenorhabditis elegans
Lineage: Eukaryota; Metazoa; Nematoda; Chromadorea; Rhabditida; Rhabditidae
Gene: C06H5.12
Product: FIP (Fungus-Induced Protein) Related
Exons: 1
Coding region: 1-201 (66 amino acids)
Source: RefSeq, marked reviewed